UGUUCAUUGAUUAACAUCGAUUUUUUUUCUUUGAAUAAAGUUGUCAGCGAUAAAAAAUAAAAGAAAUAAAAUGGAUACACGAAAUUCUGUUAAUUUGGGAAAAUUGGAAACGACCCUCACCGAACUAAUAGCCAGCGAAAAAAUCUACGUCGAAAAGUUAUCAUUCAUCGUUGAAGGAUAUUUGCAAGAAUUUCGAAAAACUACACCAUUGGUCCCAAUACCGGAAGAUUUAAAGAACCACAAAGGCAUAGUUGUAUUUUGUAAUAUUGAAGAUAUUUUUUAUUUCCACACAGAAAUAUUUUUGCAAAUCCUGACAAAAUAUCGCCACUGUACACUGGAACUGGGAAAGGCGAUUGUAAGAUGCGAUGCUGAAUUUCAACGCUAUGCCAAGUAUUGCAAUAAUAUACCGACUGCUGAACAUAUUGUUAAAACACAUGACAAUUACUUUAGAGCAGUUCAGGAGAAACUAAACCUCAAAUGGCAACUGAGAACCUUACUUCAUAUUCCAACGCAAAGACUUGAAGAAUAUAAAGAAAUGACAAGUGAUAUCGUUGCCAGACUCCAAGCACUUAAUGGUGAUUGGGAGACAAUGGAAGAGGCUCACGAUAUGAUUGUGAAUGUCGGCAAACACAUCUACGAGCUCAGUGCCCUGGUAGAUAUGAAAAACUACGAAGGCGACAUCUACGAUAACGGCAAAUUAUUAUAUCACGAAUAUUUGUAUUGUGAAUACGGGGGCAAGAUACAUCUACACUAUGUGUUCCUGUUCCAUCGCCUCAUGGUAUUUACCGAUAAAGUGAAAUCGAAGGAUAAGAAUGGAAUGCCCUGCUACACUUUUUGUUUAGAAAUUCCGAUGAAUAGGAUCGUGGUAAAGGAGUUGCUCAGGCGCCGAUUCUCUUUGAGUUCUACAGACUCAAAAUGUACAUUUACGCGAAUGACAUGCCAUGGCCGCACAAUGGAGGUACACAACACAUGGCUAAUUCAUUUGCGAAGACAACUGCAAAUACAAGCUGAGCUUAUAGACUGUUUGGUCAAUCCCACAUAUGGUAAUGUAAGGGAGGUGGCCAUAUAACAGAUGUAUAUCUUCUUGAUAACAAAAUACAUUUUUACAUUUUCGUU
Musca domestica (house fly) is the source of this 1116-nucleotide messenger RNA. Its product is annotated as rho guanine nucleotide exchange factor 25-like. Gene Ontology annotation, molecular function: guanyl-nucleotide exchange factor activity. The record is from RefSeq and is a predicted model, not a curated record. The transcript has 6 exons. Lineage: Eukaryota; Metazoa; Arthropoda; Insecta; Diptera; Muscidae. Gene Ontology annotation, cellular component: cytoplasm. The coding region runs from base 71 to 1069 and encodes 332 amino acids. Gene Ontology annotation, biological process: axon guidance.